CAGAACCCUGAUGACAAACAAGGGUCCAGCUUUACCAUGAAAUCCCCCUCAUUUUGCCUCAGGCUCUUCCUCAUCUGCCUGGCCCCUCUACUGUUCUUUCUGGUGGGACAGGGGAGUGAGGGUGGGUGGGGUCCAAACUCUGACAGAAGCCACAACAUCACCAUCCUGCUGUGGCACUGGCCCUUUGGCCCCUCCUACAAUUUGGAGGGAGACGUGUGCUGGAACCGGUACCGUAUCCCUGACUGCCGCCUGGUGGACCAGCGCUCUCUCUACCCCAGUGCUGACCUGGUGGUCUUCCACCACAGAGAGCUGAUGAACGGCCAGGAGCGGCUGCCCCUCCACCUUCACCGGCCAAGGCACCAGAAGUGGGUCUGGCUCUCUCUGGAGUCCCUUGUCAACAGCAGAUACCUGAAGCCCUUCAAUAACGUGUUCAACUGGACCAUGUCCUACCGCCGCGAUGCCGAUAUCACCAUGCCCUAUGGUAAGCUGCUGCCGAAGGACUGUGAUACUGGUAAUGAUAGCACAGAAGACAUCAUUCCCAAAAAUAAGUCCAUUCUGGCCUGCUGGGUUGUUAGUCACUAUGAGCCUCAGCACAGAAGGAGCUUGGUGUACAAGAGGCUGAAAAGAAGCAUCCCAGUGGCGGUGUAUGGUCGCUUGAGAGGGAGUGUUUUGGCCUCCAUCGACCUGCUGCCCACCAUCUCAAGCUGCUACUUCUACCCGUCCUUCGAGAACUCCAUCGCCAAGGAUUAGAUCACUGAGAAGCUCUGGCGGAACGCUUACCAGGCAGGGGCAGUGCCUGUGGUUCUGGGUCCACCUCCAGAUGACUACAUAGCCGUGGCGCCGCCCAACUCCUUCAUCCAUAUUGAGGACUUUCCAUCCACCAAGGAGCUGGGGAACUAUCUCCGCCAGCUGCAACUGGACAAGGAGAGAUAUGCUGGGUACUUUGCGUGGCGGCAUAGCUAUCAGGUGAAAGUGUAUACAGACUGGAGGGAGAGGCUGUGUAGCAUCUGCCCCCAGUAUCACAGCCUGCCUGCUCAGAAGGUUUACCAUGACCUGGAAGCCUGGGUCAGGAAGUGAAACCACACCCAUGGUUCACUUUGGCAGCUCCUCAGACUUUCUGCAUCCUAAAUAGCACCCGUUUCACUAUGCAGGUCCUUACAUUUGACCAGGGCUCAUAGGGUCUGGUCAAAAGUAGUGCACUAUACAAGGGGAGUGACAUUUAGGACACCUUUUAAAAAUGUGAAGGUGGUCUUCUCUAGGACCAGCUCUUUUCACAUACAUUGACAAUUCAGCAAUAAACACCUCCCCACACAACUAAUGUGUGAGAAACAGAAAGUGGUUGAGCAUUUAUGGGUGAUCUGUGUUACACAUGCAGCAUUUAUAUACACAAUAGCAUAUUCACUAACUGUUGUUACGGCACAGGUUGGCAUGGAAAAUAAAAA
Messenger RNA from Oncorhynchus nerka (sockeye salmon), 1442 nucleotides. Its product is annotated as alpha-(1,3)-fucosyltransferase 7-like. Gene Ontology annotation, molecular function: alpha-(1->3)-fucosyltransferase activity. Gene Ontology annotation, cellular component: membrane. NCBI's taxonomy places the organism in Eukaryota, Metazoa, Chordata, Actinopteri, Salmoniformes, Salmonidae. The record is from RefSeq and is a predicted model, not a curated record. The transcript has a single exon.